This is a messenger RNA of Desarmillaria tabescens, 528 nucleotides long. RefSeq lists its product as uncharacterized. NCBI's taxonomy places the organism in Eukaryota, Fungi, Basidiomycota, Agaricomycetes, Agaricales, Physalacriaceae. The record is from RefSeq and is a predicted model, not a curated record. Bases 1 to 528 code for a protein of 175 amino acids. The transcript is spliced from 5 exons.
AUGGGCAAUAGCAGGACGCGCCGCCGGGGAGGCCGAAACUUGAUGGAAAAAGCGAGCUCACGACGGGAGAGGGCCAUCAUCUGGUUCAUGCGCGAAGACGGGACUGGAUCGAUGUCUGUGGCUUGGCGUAGAGAAGCUUCCCGGUAUGUCUGGGCGCGCGCUUGGGACGCUGGUGUCGUGUUCGGCAUUACGGGCGGCAUAGCGUCAAUGAGGUCGUGUUCCAGAGUUUCCGAAUGCCAGACGAUCACGCCAGAUCUUAUAUUGUGGAGCACGGGCCGAGGGUCAUUCUCCCGACCAGAAAACACGAUACGCUCCACCGCCGUUUUGAGUGAUCGUGACCCUGCUGGAGAAGAGAGGGGUAAGACGCGACGUGUUGGGCUGCAAGUACUGGAAGACCGUCUCGAACGCCUUAUUCGGGAAUGGGUUGCCAGAACUCGAUGGUAUCCGAUUAGGGAGAACAGAGAGCGGAAACGGGCAGUAGCAGGACCUACAAUGGUAGAGUGCGCCGCUGAGCUACAGGGAGGUUGA